Clarias gariepinus (North African catfish) is the source of this 4385-nucleotide messenger RNA. RefSeq lists its product as uncharacterized. The record is from RefSeq and is a predicted model, not a curated record. NCBI's taxonomy places the organism in Eukaryota, Metazoa, Chordata, Actinopteri, Siluriformes, Clariidae. Bases 27 to 3398 code for a protein of 1123 amino acids. The transcript is spliced from 19 exons. Gene Ontology annotation, biological process: protein ubiquitination. Gene Ontology annotation, molecular function: zinc ion binding; protein binding; ubiquitin-protein transferase activity.
AAAAGUUAAAACACAGGAGGAAGUAAAUGGCUGAAUCUUCAUCACCAACAAAAAGUAGAAGGAGGAGGAGCAUGGAAGAACAACGUUCAUUUUCUCAUGACUCCAGCGAUCUCCUGUCUGAAGAGCAGCUGCUGUGUUCGAUCUGUCUGGAUGUGUUCACUGAUCCAGUCACCACUUCAUGUGGACACAACUUCUGCAAGAGCUGCCUUACACAGUGCUGGGAGACAAGUCAACACUCUCACUGUCCAUUAUGUAAAGAGAAAUUCACCAAGAGACCUGAACUGAAGAUUAAUAUAACACUGAGAGAGGUUGCAGAUCACUUCAAGAAGAAAAGUGUUCCUGACAAACCUGAGGUUCUUUGUGAUGCCUGCAAUGGAGAGAAGCUGAAGGCCCUGAAAUCCUGCCUGGAUUGUUGUGCAAGUUUGUGUGAAACUGAUCUAGAGUUUCAUAAUAAAAUGCCCAGGAAUAAGAAACACAAACUAAUAAACCCUGUGGAGAACCUGGAGGACUACAUAUGCCAGAAACAUGAGAGAGCUCUGGAGCUGUUCUGUAGAGACGAUCAGACGUGUGUGUGUCAGUUCUGCACUGAAGGAGACCACAAGAAUCACAACACUGUUACUAUAGAGGAGGAGAGCAGAGAGAGGAAGACUCAGCUGGGGAAAACACAGAUAGAUGUGCAGCAAAUGAUUCAGGACCGACUGAAGAAGAUUUAUGGAAUUAAACACUCAGUAGAGCUCAGCAAAAGAAACAUAGAGAAAGAGAAAGCAGACAGUGUUGAAGUCUUCACUGCUCUGAUUCGCUCCAUUGAGAGAAGUCAGGCUGAGCUGCUGGAGGUGAUGGAGGAGAAGCAGAAAGCAGCAGAGAGGCAGGCUGAAGGACUCAUUAAAGAGCUGGAGCAGGAAAUCACUGUGCUAAAGAGGAGAGACACUGAGCUGGAGCAGCUCUCACACACUGAGGAUCAUCUCCACCUCCUACAGAUUUUCUCCUCCAUGUGCAGCCCUCCACACACCAAGAACUGGACUGAGAUCAGCAUUAACACUGAUCUGAGUGGGGACACUGUGAGGACAGCUCUGUCUCAGCUUCAGCAGACACUCAAUGAGAAACUCACUCAAAAACUGAAGGAAACAGUUUCCACAGAACUGAAGAGGAUUCAGCGGUAUGCAGUGGAUGUGACUCUGGAUCCUGAUACAGCUCAUCCUGAUCUCAUCCUGUCUGCUGAUGGAAAACAAGUGACACAUGGAGACACGCAACAGGAUCUCCCUGAUACACCACAGAGGUUUAAUAAGUGUCCUUGUGUUCUGGGAAAGCAGAGUUUCUCCUCAGGGAGAUUUUAUUAUGAGGUGCAGGUCAGCGGGAAAACCGACUGGGAUCUUGGAGUUGCCACAGAGUCCAUUAACAGGAAGGGGAAGAUUAUACUAAAACCUCAGAAUGGAUUCUGGACUGUGAUACUGAGGAAUGAGAAUCAGUAUAAGGCUUGUGCUGGUCCCCCUGUCCCCCUCACACUGAGAGAGAAGGUGGAGAAGGUGGGGGUGUUUGUGGAUUAUGAGGAGGGUCUGGUCUCCUUUUAUGAUGUGGAGUCCAGAUCUCAUAUCUACUCUUUCACUGGUCAGUCUUUCACUGAGAAACUCUAUCCAUACUUCAGUCCUUAUUUAAACCAAGGAGGUAAAAACUCAGCACCACUGAUCAUCUCUCCUGUGUGUAAGACUGAGGCAAUAUCCAGACUUGGACCAGGACCGAUUGCAAUAUUUGAAGGAAUAAUGGAUCGGUCUUUCUUUGAGGAAGUUAUCAUGAAAGAAACCGCCGCCCCAUACAUCAGGGAAACAUUUGGAGUUCACCACUGUUUUUUCCAGGACAAUGACCCGAAGCACACUGCUGCAAGAAAAGUCAUUGCCGCAGAGGGCAUUAACUGGGUGAAGACUUUAGCUGAAUCCCCUGAUAUGAAUCCCAUUAAGAUGAAAACUGGCAAGUCACAUUUACCUGGCCACUGGAACAUGUCUGUACUGGCAGAUUUUAAGGGUGCCCCUCUUCAGCUUGGAGGAAUUGAUUGUGGGGUAUUCAUGUUGAUGUAUGCACUCCAUGUUACGCUCUCAAAGCCAUUUGAUUUUGCUGCGGACUCAGCGGCGAUGAAAAACAUUUUGCUGGCCUGUAAGUGGGUGGAGGAGAACCAACACCAAUUUGCUGGGAAGAUUGAACUGCCAAAGAUCCUGAAGAUGAAGGAGGAAGAUGUAUUGUUGGCUAUCACAAUGCGAGACUUGUUCCUAAACACCAUGUUUUAUGAAGAAAUGGCUGAAUUUUUAUUACCAACAAAAAGCAGAAGAAGGAGCAGCAUGGAGCAACUAGAUUCAUUUUCUCGUGACUCCAGCGAUCCCCUGUCUGAAGACCAGCUGCUGUGUUCGAUCUGUCUGGAUGUGUUCACUGAUCCAGUCACCACUCUAUGUGGACACAACUUCUGCAAGAGCUGCCUUACACAGUGCUGGGAGACGAGUCAACACUCUCACUGUCCAUUAUGUAAAGAAAAAUUCACCAAGAGACCUGAACUGAAGAUUAAUAUAACACUGAGAGAGGUUACAGAUCACUUCAAGAAGAAAAGUGUUCCUGACAAACCUGAGGUUCUUUGUGAUGCCUGCACUGGAGAGAAGCUGAAGGCCCUGAAAUCCUGUCUGGAUUGUUGUGCAAGUUUGUGUGAAACUCAUCUAAAGUUUCAUAAUAAAAUGCCCAGGCAUAAGAAACACAAACUAAUAAACCCUGUGGAGAACCUGGAGGACUACAUAUGCCAGAAACAUGAGCGAGCUCUGGAGCUGUUCUGUAGAGACGAUCAGACGCGUGUGUGUCGGUUCUGCACUGAAGGAGACCACAAGAAUCACAACACUGUUACUAUAGAGGAGGAGAACAGAGAGAGGAAGACUCAGCUGGGGAAAACACAGACAGAUGUGCAGCAGAUGAUUCAGGACCGACUAAAGAACAUUCAAGACAUCAAACAUACAGUAGAGCUCAGCAAAAGAAACACAAAGAAAGAGAAAGCAGACAGUGUUGAAGUCUUCACUGCUUUGAUUCGCUCCAUUGAGAGAAGUCAGGCUGAGCUGCUGGAGGUGAUGGAGGAGAAGCAGAAAGCAGCAGAGAGGCAGGCUGAAGGACUCAUUAAAGAGCUGGAGCAGGAAAUCACUGUGCUAAAGAGGAGAGACACUGAGCUGGAGCAGCUCUCACACACUGAGGAUCAUCUCCACCUCCUACAGAUUUCCUCCUCCAUGUGCAGCCCUCCACACACCAAGAACUGGACUGAGAUCAGUAUUAACACUGAUCUGACUGUGGACACUGUGAGGACAGCUCUGUCUCAGCUUCAGCAGUCUCUCAAUGAGAAACUCACUCAAACACUCAAUGACAAGUUAUUGAGUUGUUAAAUACAAUUUCUACAGAACUGAAGAGGAUUCAGCAGUAUGCAGUGGAUGUGACUCUGGAUCCUGAUACAGCUCAUCCCAAUCUCAUCCUGUCUGCUGAUGGAAAACAAGUGACACAUGGAGACACACGACAGGAUCUCCCUGAUACACCACAGAGGUUUAAUGAGUGUGUUAUAGUUCUGGGAAGACAAAGUUUCUCCUAAGGAAGAUUUUAUUAUAAGGUGCAGGUCAGAGGGAAAAAUAAGUGGAGUUUUGGAGUCGCCACAGAGUCCAUUAACAGGAAGGGAGACAUUACACUGAGGCCUCAGGAUGGAUUCUGGACUGUGGUACUGAGAGGAAUGAGAAUCAGUAUGAGGCUGGUGCUGAUCCCUCUGUCCCCCUCACACUGAGAGAGAAGGUGGAGAAGGUGGGGGUGUUUGUGGAUUAUGAGGAGGGUCUGGUCUCCUUUUAUGAUGUGGAGUCCAGAUCUCAUAUCUACUCUUUCACUGGUCAGUCUUUCACUGAGAAACUCUAUCCAUUCCUCAGUCCUAGUUUAAACCAAGGAGGUAAAAACUCAGCACCACUGAUCAUCUCUUCUGUGUGUAAGACUGAGUAAAAUUUUCACUUCACAGAUUUAAUCAUUUAUUACAUCAUGUGAAUAAAAUGUAUAAAAUUUCUCCUCUGAUUAUUUCUGUAAAUUGUCCUUUUUCAGCUGCUAUUUAUUCUAUUUUAAUACAUAUUAAAAAAUUUGUUUUUUCUUUGUUUGUUUUAGCUUACACAAUUGAUUUUACAAUUGAUACAAAUAUAAAUAAAGAUUAUUUACAGUUUUAUUGCAAAAAUUGAUGAUAUAGGAAUUUCAAUAUAAUUAAAAAAAUAUUAAAUUUAGCAGCUGGUGUUUGUGUAAAUAAAACCAAACAAAAAUGUGUUUCCCCUUUUCAUUAAACACAAAUAUAAUCUAAUUUAUAUUCAUAUUUAUAUUUCAUUAAUAUCUAGAAAUAAAAAUGUCAAGAU